AUGCAGCUUAGUUUAAGGGUUCCUGUUGGAUAUGACAAUGGAUAUUUUCUUACUGGAGCAUCACGACAUUUGCUGCACAAAACUUCAGGAGUUGGGUCUGAUCCCACGAGUGAAGUUAUCGAGCUGUUCCAGGAAAGCGGUCUGUGGAGCGAGAACUUGGAGAUUCUGGAGAGUCCCAUGUUUGACGAGGAACACACAGGUAUCUGGAGGGAGAGAGCACUGGUCCAACAGAUAAUACAUUUAGAAUCAGGAUGUGGCAGGGUCACCAAUGGGCUUGCGACGUUCACAGAUGGAUCCAAAGCUUGUGUGCGCUAUGGCAUAGAUGCUGACCAGGUUCAAGGUGAGAUACUGGCUUAUCACUUAGCAAGGAUACUUGGUAUUUACAACCUACCUCCUACAGUUCUAUCCAAACCGGAUCCAGCGAAAAAACAAUGGAUGCUUGUUCGUGAAAGUAUCGAAUCUUUGCAUUGGACAACAGAAGCAAUCGUCUCACUAACUGAAUGGGUACCAAAUCUAACAGGCGUGUUCAUCCCCACUGCUCUGCGGAAAGGAGGAGAGGGUUUAAACCCGACCAACGCCUUGAGAAACAAAACAGCAACGUUUUUAAUUGAGAUGAUGCAAUGGACCGACCUCAUAUUAUUUGAUUAUUUAAUUGCGAAUUUUGACCGACUUGCAAGUAAUCUUUUCAAUUUACAGUGGGACGCGCGCAUGAUGGAGAGAGCCACUAGCAAUCUUCUCAAGUCUAAAAGGGGCUUGGUCUUCAUAGACAAUGAAGCUGGGCUAGUGCACGGCUACAGAGUCUUGAAUUCGUGGGAGAAGUAUCACAAAAGUCUGUUGAGGACAGUUUGUAUUUUCCGAAAGAGGACUGUUCAACGCAUAGCAGAAUUGAAGCAUCAAAGAAACGUUAGUGCACGAUUGCUUGAGCUCUACCAAGCAGAUGAGCCAUUGGCGCUUGAGCUUGGGUUUCUUUCGAAACAACAUUUGGAGACCUUGCAAAAUCGUGUUGACCUGUUGUACGAACAUGUAGAGCGAUGCAAGCUGAGACACUCUGAGCCUGUUUCACAUUUUGAUGUAAAGAAAUCUCAUGUCUGA
This is a messenger RNA of Sardina pilchardus (European sardine), 1092 nucleotides long. RefSeq names its product four-jointed box kinase 1 (gene fjx1). Bases 1 to 1092 code for a protein of 363 amino acids. The record is from RefSeq and is a predicted model, not a curated record. The transcript has a single exon. Gene Ontology annotation, biological process: cell-cell signaling. Lineage: Eukaryota; Metazoa; Chordata; Actinopteri; Clupeiformes; Clupeidae.